UGUCAUUGAUUUGAAGAAAGGGGCCCUUGUACUCUCGUUUGCCUUACGCCUCGCUCGGAUCUCGAAGACCGUCCAUUCAUCCUUUAUUUUUUCCCUUCCACUUUCCCUUUCGCUCGGAUAUCGGGAGCUCAUUUCUCCUCCAGGGACGCUCUCGAUCCAGCGAGGGAACGUCCGCCGACUAAGAGAGAAAGGAGACAAUCUGCUGUUAUGUAACGAUUUCGAAUCGGAAACAAGAUUUCUCCGAUGAUUCUUAAUAAUAAGAAAGAAAAAGAAAUCUUGAAAGAAAGAACGGAGAAGAUCAUACCAAUAAUUUAAAUCCAUUGGCAAAUUAUACUAAUGGAAGGAAUUGCGAAGCAGUUGAAGCGAGGAAUCUCCCGCCAGUUCUCGACGGGGUCCAUGCGGAGGACCUUUAGCCGGCAGUUCUCUCGGCAGACUUCUCUCGAUCCGAGGAGGAAUAAUAUGAGAUUUAGCUUUGGGAGGCAGUCGUCAUUAGAUCCCAUACGGAGGAGCCCUAUCCAUGAUGAGCAGUUUAAUGUUCCGGAGAAUCUUGACACUACGAUGCAUCUGCUGUUCCUGGCGUGUAGAGGAGAUGUGAAGGGCGUAGAGGAUUUGUUGAAUGAAGGAAUUGAUGUUAAUAGUAUUGAUUUGGAUGGGAGGACUGCUUUGCAUAUUGCUGCUUGUGAAGGACACUUGGAGGUUGUCAAGCUUUUGUUGAGUAGAAAGGCUAAUAUUGAUGCUCGUGAUCGCUGGGGCAGCACGGCAUGUGCUGAUGCCAAGUACUACGGAAAUGUUGAAAUUUACAAUGUUUUGAAGGCACGAGGAGCCAAAGCCCCGAAAACCAGGAAGACCCCAAUGGCUGUUGCGAAUCCUCAAGACGUCCCAGAGUAUGAGCUUAAUCCAUUAGAGCUGCAGGUUCGGAAGUCCGAUGGCAUCUCGAAGCAGGGAUCAUAUCAAGUGGCAAAAUGGAAUGGCACCAAGGUUACUGUAAAGAUACUUGAUAUGGACAGCUAUUCAGAUCCUGAGAGCAUAAAUGCUUUCAAACAUGAGCUAACCUUAUUGGAGAAGGUUAGGCAUCCUAAUGUGGUUCAGUUUGUUGGAGCAGUUACCCAAAAAAUACCCAUGAUGAUUGUUUCAGAGUAUCAUCCCAAAGGUCAUUUGGCAAGUUAUCUUCAGAAGAAAGGGCGUCUUUCUCCAUCCAAAUUUUGGAGAUGUUCUCUUGAUAUCGCUAGGGGAAUGAACUAUCUUCAUGAAUGCAAACCAGAUCCCAUCAUCCAUUGUGAUUUAAAGCCAAAAAAUGUUUUGCUGGAUAAUGGUGGUCAGUUGAAGAUAUCUGGGUUCGGUCUGAUAAAAUUGUCAAGGAUUUCACCUGACAAAGUUAAACUAGCACCUGGAACUCCCAUUGACCCUUCAGAUAUUUAUAUGGCACCUGAGAUCUAUCAAGAUGAAGUAUGUGAUAGAAGUGUGGAUACAUACUCUUUUGGUGUCAUUUUAUACGAGAUGAUUGAGGGAGUGCUGCCUUUCCAUCCUAAAUCUCCAGAAGAAGCUGUGAAAUUGAUGUGUUUGGAGAAAAAGAGACCAUCAUUCAAGUCAAAAUCAAGAAAUUGUCCUCCAGAUCUAAAAGAGUUGAUUGAUGAAUGUUGGCAUCCAGAACCUGUUGCUAGGCCAACCUUUUCUGAGAUCAUUGUACGAUUGGACAGAAUAGUUGGCCAAUGUUCAAAACAGGGAUGGUGGAAAGACACUUUUAAGCUUCGUUGGAAGUAAGAGGCAUUUUAGUUCCAUUCAAAGAAGGGCAAUAGGAUGAAGUUGGGAAGUCUCCAUAGCCUUGAACAGUUUUGGAGCUUUACAUAUACUAUCCUAAUAAUGAAUCAAAUGGAUACUGGAGAUGAAUUGGAAUGAAAUCAAAAUGAGUUCUGUCCCUUGUUUUUUGCUCUCCUAAGGAUCUGGAACAGUUCCUUUGUGUGUAUAAUAUGUGCAAAUGCUCGUCUUUUGAUAGUGUUUAUUUUCACACAUAUUAAAAAAAAACUAUUUUUGAAAAUGGAAAGAAAAGGGGUACUUUGUUGUAAUGCAUUUGGGAUACGGUGGAUAACUAUGAACAGUGAUGAUAAACAGUUUACUGAGUAAAAUAUCUUUGUAAUGC
Manihot esculenta (cassava) is the source of this 2137-nucleotide messenger RNA. Its product is annotated as integrin-linked protein kinase 1. Gene Ontology annotation, biological process: protein phosphorylation. Gene Ontology annotation, molecular function: protein kinase activity; protein binding; ATP binding. The coding region runs from base 337 to 1761 and encodes 474 amino acids. The record is from RefSeq and is a predicted model, not a curated record. Lineage: Eukaryota; Viridiplantae; Streptophyta; Magnoliopsida; Malpighiales; Euphorbiaceae. The transcript is spliced from 12 exons.